AGACGCCAUUUUACAUUCUAGAACAUUGUAGAACUCGUGGAGACGACGUAAAUUGUAUCGGAUAACAUCUCAUUUGUUCAUUAAAAUUUGACAACUUAAACAAUUCUAUUAUAAACUAGAAUAACCAGCAAUUCAUAAUGCCUGGACAGGUUGCCAAGAGGGCUGGUAAAAAGUCCGAAUAUCAAGAUCGUGACAAGCCAAGUCAAAUUCGCUACAGUAACAUCACUGCUGCGAAAGCUGUUGCAGACGCCAUCCGGACAAGUCUGGGUCCAAGGGGUAUGGACAAAAUGAUCCAGGGCAGUUCAGGAGACGUUACAAUCACAAAUGAUGGUGCCACCAUUCUAAAGCAGAUGCAGGUGCUUCAUCCAGCUGCCAAGAUGUUGGUUGAACUUUCCAAGGCCCAAGAUAUAGAAGCAGGCGAUGGAACCACCUCUGUUGUAGUGAUUGCUGGAAGCCUCCUUGAUGCCAGCCAGAAAUUACUCGCAAAGGGAAUACAUCCGACGACGAUAUCAGAAUCUUUCCAAAAUGCUGCAGCCAAGGCUUGUGAAAUAAUUGAGGAAAGUGCUGUCAAGUUAGAACUCAGUGACAGAGAAACACUCUUGAAAAGUGCUGCGACAUCUCUCAAUUCAAAGGUUGUCUCACAGUAUUCAAGCAUAUUAUCUCCCAUCACAGUAGAUGCUGUACUCAAGGUUAUUGACCCAGCCACUGCCACUAACGUGGAUCUCAAUGAUAUCAGAGUAAUUGAAAAAUUAGGGGGUACCGUAGAAGACACUGAACUAGUUGAAGGUGUUGUAUUUAAUCAGAAAACUGCCGGGUCUGGUCCUCAUCGAGUGGAGAAAGCUAAGAUAGGCCUUAUCCAGUUCUGUUUGUCACCACCCAAGACUGAUAUGGAGAAUGAAGUUGUUGUGUCUGAUUAUGUGCAAAUGGACCGCGUCUUGAAGGAAGAACGACAAUACAUAUUGAACCUUGUCAAACAAGUCAAGAAAGCUGGCUGCAAUGUGCUACUCAUUCAAAAGUCUAUUCUGAGGGAUGCCAUCAACGACUUAGCCCUUCACUUCUUGAACAAAAUGAAGAUUAUGGUCAUAAAGGACAUCGAAAGAGAGGACAUUGACUUUCUGUGCAAGAGUUUAGGAUGCAAGCCCAUCGCUAGUAUAGACCACUUCACCCCAGAGAUGUUAGGAUCUGCAGAGUUGGUUGAAGAGGUUCAAGCUGGGGGUAGUAAGAUUGUCAAGGCCACUGGUGUUAUGAAUCCUGGCAAGACUGUGUCUGUUCUUGUACGUGGUUCGAAUAAAUUGGUCCUUGCUGAAGCUGAACGGUCAAUCCAUGACGCUUUGUGUGUUAUUAGGUGUCUUGUCAAAAAGAGGGCUCUGAUUGCUGGAGGUGGUGCCCCAGAGAUCGAACUCUCCCUACAGCUGAUGAAGUAUUCCAACACACUCGCAGGAAUGGAACAGUACUGCUUCCGGGCAUUUGCUGAUGCCUUGGAGAUUAUUCCAUUCACCCUAGCAGAGAAUGCAGGGUUAAACCCCAUCUCCACAGUUACUGAGCUCAGGAACAAACAUGCAAAGGGAGAGAAAACUGCUGGUAUUAAUGUUAGAAAGGGCUGCAUUACCAAUAUUCUGGAGGAGAAUGUUGUUCAGCCUCUGCUGGUCUCAACCAGUGCCAUCUCACUUGCUACUGAAACUGUCAGGAGUAUCAUGAAGAUUGAUGAUAUUGUCAAUGUAGUUGGACGUCAUCAUUAGGGAUGUUUGAAACAUAUCUAUCAACUAAUUUUGGAAAGCAAUGGAUUUCAAGCUCAUCCACACUUUGUGAUGGAAUAAUGUCGGUCUUGUGCUUCAUCAGACAUUUCUUUGUUGCUUUGGUCAGGAUGCAUGGACUUCUGCAGUAUAUGAUAAAUAGAUGUCACUUUGUUGAUUAUUUGUUACAUAACUAGGACAACUAUGUUAACUUUAUUGAUAUGUUAUCAUCACAAAAAAGCUGACAAAACUCGUUUUUAAAGUGGUAUAAAACAACCAAUUUGAUUCGGACAUUUUGUUUGGUACAAAUAUCCCCUUCUCUUGAACCCCCAAUUUGUAUGUCCAAACAUCAAGUCAAACUUUCUGGAUGACUGUGGAAAGCCGAACUUGUACCAGGUUGUCUCCAGUAAGCUGAGAGAGCUGGGUUGGGAACUUUUGUUUUGAAUCGGGAGCAAAUAAGAUAAAAUUGCUUGUCACCAUGUCUGGUUCCUGGUAGUCUGUGACGAGGAUGUGAUAUUUGAAAAUAUAGUUAAGGUGUGCUCUUAAUUUACAUACUUCGUGUAGCUUUUUGUAAGAUUUUUUUGACAAAUAUAAUGUAUCUAUUUCAGUUUAAAAUAUUGAUGUAAAUUCAGUGACAAUAAUAACCAACAUCACUGAAACUGA
Molecule: messenger RNA, 2396 nt
Organism: Lineus longissimus
Lineage: Eukaryota; Metazoa; Nemertea; Pilidiophora; Heteronemertea; Lineidae
Product: T-complex protein 1 subunit delta-like
Exons: 13
Coding region: 138-1739 (533 amino acids)
Biological process (GO): protein folding
Cellular component (GO): chaperonin-containing T-complex
Molecular function (GO): ATP hydrolysis activity; ATP binding; ATP-dependent protein folding chaperone
Source: RefSeq, a predicted model, not a curated record